CUCCUGGCCUGCCUUCCUGGAGUUUUUGCGUUAGAAUCACUGUCAAUGUGCAGGUCUUUGAACGAAAUUAUACGUCCAGAUACGGAUGCGAAAAGCCCUACGAGCCCGAAACCAAAUUAAGCCGCAAGCAUGGCACCCAGCUACCUAGGUAGCUCCCAUUAAUACAGAAAUCACCACCAGUAUAUGGCCGAAACUUCCAGCAAUUCCUUGGGCCUGGAUCGGGCUUGACUAUGAUGACUUCCAGAGCGAGUGGCGGCGACGUUGGAGGAAACGAAACCAAGACCAUUGUUUCAUUCAUAGAUCACGAUGCUGCCACGGCCUACCCCGGUACGCUCGGCGGUUCCUCGACUUACAAUCCCCACACAAACCGCUACGAGCCCAAGCCUCACAUAGAUUUGCUGCGAGACCUGAGCUGGUUGAUUCCCGAUACUUUCGAGUCCCAUUCGUUCCAGCUAGAAUGGCACGAGGCAGACGCAGCCAGAUGGGAAAAGCUCGGCGAGGACAUCAUAGAGACGAGCCAGGGCUUUGAGGCAAGCAAAAAUGGCUUCUGGCACAAGAUCUGGUACGGGAUGGGCGAUGCCAAAGACGCCAUUGACCCGUGGUUUGCCCUCAUACCCAGCGAUUAUGGCCUGGCCAUCGUGAAAGCAGGCGUUGCCGUGCUUUUCAAGCUUGCAGAAAAUUCCAAGAAGCGAAAGCAGACAAUCAUCAACACCUUUACCGAGCUGCGGGAAAUCCUUAGCAAAUCCGAUCCAACCAAACAUGGUUUCAGCGACGAGCCCGAGGUCAGGAGGCAUGCCGACAACCUCUACCAAGCCGUUGUCAAUUCCAUCAGGGACAUGCUCCAGGUGAUGGCCAAAAAGAAACGGCGUACCGAAGGCAUUCAGAGGAAAAUGCAGAGUGUCUUCGGCAACGAGACAGCACCCCUACCGCCUUCUCCACCGAGCCCAGACGAAAUACUCCAGAGCGUUACGAAACGCGCCCUGGAGUUCCAGCAGGCUGUCUCGCUGGCUCGUGAUGCGGCCAUCGUCAGAAUCGGCCGCAAUGUCGGCAUUGUCGGCGUCGGUGUCGGCACGAUUGAUGCCAAGGUAGAUGCAGUCGGUGCCGGCGUCGUGUCGGCGUGCAGGGCCACCAAGGCCGUAGCGGACAACGUCAAAGUAGUGAAAGGCCACCUCAUCGAGGCCAAUGCGGAUUUGAAGCUCAUCAGACAGAGCAAUGAAGAGGCAAGGCAAGCGAGGGAAGAAGACAAGAACGCGUACGAAGCAGAACUGCGAGCGAUAAAGAGCCAGGGCCAGGAAAUCCUACUGGAGAUGAAGCUCAUGGCCAAGAGAGAGGGUCAGAGGCAAGCCAGCAUAGCCGCUCGCGAGUCGGCGAGAAUUCAGGUCGAUGGAAAGAACAGCCUCUUGGGCAUACUGGAAGACCGCGUGCGGGAGCAAGCGUGGCAGAUUCGAGAGCUGCAAGCCCAGCUCGCGAUGGGGGCGGCGGCGGCGACGGGAGCCCCGCCAGCGGCGCUCCUCGGCCCCGACCAGCUCUGGUCGAUCCUGGCGGGUCGGCGUGACCGGGCCGAGUUCUCGGCGCAGGCCAACCAGGAGCUGGCGCGCGUGCUGCUCUACCGCGGCCGCCACCGGCCGCAGGACCAGGCCCAGGCGAAUUCGGCCCUGCAACACCCAGGCUUCCGGGCCUGGCUGGCCGGGCCCGGCCCGGCCCUGUUGCUCGUCAACACCAGCCUGUCCGGCGCCGACCCCAUCUCGGCCGCGUCCGUGUUCGCCGGCACGCUCGUCACGAGCCUGGUCUCGGCGCGCCCGGACGCCGUCGUCGUGCACUUCUUCUGCGGUCUCCACACCAGCCCGACCGACCUCGAGUUUGGCCCCGGCGGGCUGCUACGGUCCGUCGUGAUGCAGCUGGUCCUGAAGCUGACGGAGCUCGACAAGCUGGACCUCGGCUUCCUCCAGACCCUUCAGGACGUGGACGAGCUGAGGUCUUCGGAGCCGCGAACGGCGUGCAACGCGCUGUGCCAAGCGCUCUGUGAUCUGCUUACCCAGUUCCCGGUCGGCACCGAGGUGUACUGCAUGCUGGAUUCCAUCUCCUUGUUCGAUAGGGAGAGGAUUCUCCCCCUUCUCGAAAUUCUCGUCGAGUGUAUCCAGGCGCUCGUUGAAGAUUGCGGGCUUGCCACUGUCUUCAAGGUCUUUCUCACCAACGGCGGGCGGGGGUCCCCGGUCAGGGGGCUUCCCGCCUUCCAGGACGCGGGGAGACAGAUAAGCCUGUCGUCGAGAAACUCGGCGCCGGUCUUUUUGUCCCCUACAGCAAUGGGAAGGCAGAUCUUACGGCCUUCAACUCCGACGCCUGAGACGGCUCCAAGGGGAAUGUCUAGGCUGGGGAGCGGUGGCGGAUACUACGAGGAUGAUUAUGACCAGGGGUUCGAAACAGAAUGAUCGACUUGGGUAGCUAGCUAGGGACCUACCUACCUAGCUACCUCGGUAGACUCUCAAUUCGUAUGUUAUCGAUGGCAGCAGGCGCUGGGCAGUCACAACCAUGAAUGAGGCACGGGUGUGAAUCUUGGGUUCGAGGGAGAGGGGCUUGGUGUCAAUCCCGUGUGCCAUGAUGUCUUCCAUCCAACCCCUUCUUCUUUUCUUAAGGAUGUGCCCUGUCCAACAAGCUACAGCAGACAGCUAUUUUAGUUUUCAUAGAGUAACUUCAUGGCUCGCCAGUCUUUUAGGCUGUGGUCGCUGUUUGUGCUCUCCCGGAA
Messenger RNA from Gaeumannomyces tritici R3-111a-1, 2743 nucleotides. RefSeq lists its product as hypothetical. Lineage: Eukaryota; Fungi; Ascomycota; Sordariomycetes; Magnaporthales; Magnaporthaceae. The transcript has 5 exons. The record is from RefSeq and is a predicted model, not a curated record. The coding region runs from base 231 to 2429 and encodes 732 amino acids.